Messenger RNA from Clonostachys rhizophaga, 885 nucleotides. Lineage: Eukaryota; Fungi; Ascomycota; Sordariomycetes; Hypocreales; Bionectriaceae. The record is from the annotation of a GenBank genome assembly.
AUGCGAACUUCGGCCAUCCCCAUUGCCAUCCUCGGAGCAGCCGCGGCGGCAAAUGCCUCAACAGCCGUCGGAUGCUCCGGCGGCCUACAAAUUCUUCUUGCCCGCGGCACAGGAGAGAAACUCAACAGCAGCAUAGCCAACCGAGUCGCAGAGGGCAUCAUAGACCGCAUCCCAAAUUCCAACUUCACCUCCUUGGACUACCCGGCUACCUUCACGAACCCCCCUUACAAAUCCUCUGUUGAUGAUGGAGUCAAUAUUCUGAAGAAUGCACUCGACAACUAUCAUUCCACCUGCCCAGAUGGCAAGAUUGCGGUCAUUGGAUAUUCACAGGCAAGAAACCGACAGCUGAACUGUAUGACAGGGACUAUGGGGGCAGGUGCUCAAGUGUCCACUUACGCAUUUUGCGGGGGAAAUGGGACAAAUAGUGCCAGCACCGAGCUGACCAAGAAUGUGGUUGCGAUCCUCGAAUUCGGCAACCCAACCCAUGUCGCCAAUGCGACCUACAAUCGGGGAAACAGCACAAGAGACGGCAUAUUUGCCCUGGACGGAGACUCGGUGAAGAGAUGCGAAAGCCUCGGUGACAGUCUGAGAUCUUACUGCGAUACAGGCGAUACCUACUGUGACCUUGGCAAUGUUACAGGCGUCCACACCAGCUACUUCAAAAGAUACACCGACGAAACGGUCGACUUUGUCGUCAGCCGCUACCAAAACGCAGGCGACCAAAGUUCUGCCACGACAUCGCCUACAGGCUCGACCACGACUGGUGUGGGUGGCUCAGCCUCGGCAACAGGCGAUGCUGGCAAUAGUGCGCCCUGGCUAGGGCCGGGGAAUGGCUUGCUUUACACAGCCCCUUUAGCUGUAUGGGCCAUUGUUCAGCUGCUCUAA